UUACAGAUUCUGGAAGCUCCUACAUUACCUGCACCACCAAGAAAACCAAAACCCACAGAAUUUCAGGAGUUCCAGUUGCAGACGAUGGUGAGAGCCAACCAAAAUGCAGAAACGUCUUCGGUGGCCUCAACAGAAGUGUCUCGUCAGCAGAAACAAUGGAAACCUUGCCUCACUGAACCUAAAGCUGCUGGACUUCAUAGAUUAAAGAGAGCCCGUCCACCAACAGUUAAAAGUUCUGCAGAACUUGAGCUGGAAGAACUUGAGAAGGCUCCAAAGUUUAAGGCAAAGCCUCUCAAUAAAAAGAUAUUAGAAAGCAAAGGGGAACUGGGGAUUUUUUGUUACACAAAGAAACAUGUGACCAAACCCCAAGAAUUUCAUUUUAAUAUAAAUGAGAGGAUCCCGAUAGCUGCUGCUGCGUUUGAUAUGCUUGAUCAGUUGUCUUUGAACUUACUACCUGGAUAUGACAAUCCACUUCCAAGGAAUACAAAACCAAAUCCAUUCCAUUUAUACACUGAGGAAAGAGGGGCUGAGAAAGAGAGGAAAUUUGUGGUGGAAGUUGUGCACAAACAAUUGGAAGAGGAAAGAGCUAGGAUUCCCAAAGCUAACCCUUACCCCUAUACAACUAAUUAUAUGCAGAUUCCACCAAAACCAGAGCCCAAGCAUUGCACAAAACCAGAACCUUUUCAAUUAAAGAGUCUAGUGAGACAUGAAGAGGAAACGCAGAGGGAAAUGGAAGAAAGGAGGAGGAAGGAGAAAGAAGAAGCCCAGAUGAGGAUGUCCAAGGCACAGCCAAUCCUGAAAGAAGAUCCAAAUCCCAUCCCAGAGAAAGUACGCAUACCCCUAACAGAAGUCAAGCGCUUUAGUCUUCAUUUAGAGUAUCGCGCUGUGAUUGAGGGAGCAGAAUUUGAUCAAAAGAUUAAGGAGAAAGAAAUGAUGUAUAAGAGAUACAGAGAGGAAGAGGCUGCGAGGAUGAUGGAGGAAGAGAAGGCAUCGAAACAGUUGAGGAGGACAUUGGUUCCUCAUGCAAGACCAGUGCCUAAUUUUGACCAUCCUUUUUGCCCACAGAAGUCUUCUAAAGAAUCAACCAAACCAAAGUCACCACAAUUUCGAGUAAACCAGAGAAAAAUGUUGCGUUCAAUAGCAAUUUCCAGCGCCAGUCCUCAUAGGUGAAUAGAUUGUAGUUCUUCAAAGUUGGGAGCUGUUCAAGAACCCUUGAACUUGUAAAAGAAUAUGUAUUAUGAUGAUGUAUUAUGUACACAAUUUCAAUUUUUAUGAAUCACAGUUCUUGGCAACUC
This is a messenger RNA of Mangifera indica (mango), 1295 nucleotides long. Its product is annotated as protein TPX2-like. Gene Ontology annotation, cellular component: nuclear microtubule; mitotic spindle. The record is from RefSeq and is a predicted model, not a curated record. NCBI's taxonomy places the organism in Eukaryota, Viridiplantae, Streptophyta, Magnoliopsida, Sapindales, Anacardiaceae. Gene Ontology annotation, biological process: mitotic spindle assembly; activation of protein kinase activity; regulation of mitotic spindle organization. Gene Ontology annotation, molecular function: microtubule binding; protein kinase activator activity.